Molecule: messenger RNA, 540 nt
Organism: Podospora pseudocomata
Lineage: Eukaryota; Fungi; Ascomycota; Sordariomycetes; Sordariales; Podosporaceae
Exons: 2
Coding region: 1-540 (179 amino acids)
Biological process (GO): tRNA wobble adenosine to inosine editing
Cellular component (GO): nucleus; cytoplasm
Molecular function (GO): tRNA-specific adenosine-34 deaminase activity
Source: RefSeq, a predicted model, not a curated record
AUGGCGAGAUAUUUCGGUAGACUACCCUUUGGCACCGUCAUCGUGAACCACACCCUCGACAACCCCCAAGGAACCCUCAUCUGCACUGGCGCAAACCAGAAUUCCCUGGCCGGCAACCCGACUCUUCAUGGGGAGAUGGCAGCAAUAAACAACUGCUCCUCAAUCUUUGUCUCCUCGGCUUAUAAUAUGACACCAGCGGAGUCGCUAGCCGCGUUCAAGGACCUGAGCUUGUACACCAACGCCGAAAGCUGCCCCAUGUGCGCUGCUGCUGUGAGGUGGGCGGGGUUUAGGGAGUAUGUUUAUGGGGUGUCUAUCAAAGAGUUGAUUGAGCUGGGAUGGGGACAGUUGGAUAUAGGGAGUGAGGAGGUUAUUGGGAGUGGCGUUGGAAUGAGGGAUAAGGACCCGGAGGUGGUGCUUGGUGGGGUGGGAAGUGAGGAGAGUAAGGUGUUGUUUGGGUGGCAGUUUGCCGGUGGGGAUUGUCCAUCGGGUUGUGAAAGAGGGGAACGGAGCGACGGGUGUUUGCCGGUCGAGUUAGAAUAG